This is a messenger RNA of Aspergillus lentulus, 1953 nucleotides long. NCBI's taxonomy places the organism in Eukaryota, Fungi, Ascomycota, Eurotiomycetes, Eurotiales, Aspergillaceae. The record is from RefSeq and is a predicted model, not a curated record.
AUGCGCAAAGACAACUCCGCUCUGCAUGGGCUCGAGAUGCGCCGAAGUACGGUGAUUCUCGAUGGACUCUGUGAGGAGUCAAAGGCGCAAAGAGGUACUGAAAGCCACGGGAAUGACCCCAACGGGUCCUCAAUAGCGCAGCAGUCUUCGCAACGAUCACAAUUGAAUUAUGAGCGCUGGGAAAAUGACAGUCCGCCGCUCAAUUCCAGCAUUACCCUACCGUCGUCUCCCGGGGUACCCAAAAAUCUCGAAGAGCGGUCAACGUCGGACCUUGAGAAUCGACUUCAAGAACUAGCAACGGGAAGCCCUAAAAUCCUCAGCGCGUCGCAGAUAUUACGAAUAUUGAUUAGAGAUCGCCAUGUCCGGCCCGAAGUACGACACUACCGAGCGCUGAUUCUCGCCAACUCCGAUGCGGAACGCGGUUCUCCGGAAGUUGUUCGCCAGUUACUCUCGGAGAUGGAAAAGAAUGGGAUACCUGCAGAUUCCGGUACACUUCAUGCUGCAUUGCAGGUUCUCGCUGUUCAUCCUGAUUAUCUACUGCGUCAAGAAAUACUGCGCACCCUCCGAGAUCGAUGGCUGCCUCUUAGUCCCGCUGGCUGGCACUACGUGGUGGCCGGCCUCUUGAGAGAAAACCAAUUCGAACUCGCACUAGACCAUAUUGCGCACAUGGAGCGAAAGGAAAUCGUGGUCGAGAAUUGGCUACACAGUCUGUUAAUAUACAAUCUCUGCGACAUUGGGGAUUUCGACGAAGUUCUCCGGCAGAUGCGCAAGCGGACAAGUCAGGGUCAUGACAUGACGACGGAACUGUGGCUGUAUGUGUUGGAUGUGGCAGUCGCGGCAUCUCAUCUCGAAACUACUCGAUACAUAUGGACGCAAAUGGUGCAACUGGGGUACCUCCAUCCUUCGAAAGUCCUGUGUAGGGACACUCUGACGGUGGCGGCUGAAAAGGGCGACACUAAGCUCGCUUCUUUAGUGAUCCGGUUUCUUUCGGAAAGCGAUGUCCCUCUGAUCUUGCAGGAUUACGAGAAGACGGUAGAGGCCCACGUCAAGUCCGGCAAGCUCUCGUCGGCGUUUGAAAUUCUCUGUAAGAUGCACAAAGCCGGUAUCAAAUUGGAACACAGUUCGACCCGGGCCAUUUUCAACUACAUGGUUCAGACGAGGACUAGUCCACGGCAGGCAUGGGCUAUUCUCAAGAAGCUGAAGUCCUUGAAGUACCCGAUCCCGAUGGAAUGCGCGCAUGUGGUCAUCGAGCUUUGCGACUAUGAAUCCUUCAAUGACCCAUUUGCGGUUGAUGAAGGGAUCUCGCUUUAUCAGGAGCUCUAUACCUUAUGUCCAGGCAAAGCCGACGUUUCCAUCUACAACACGCUUAUAGGGAUGGCUCGCAGAGCAAAGAACAUUCAAGCCGGCAUGUUUGCGGUAAAGGAGAUGUCCUCGCUUGGGGUGAUCCCGAAUGACAAAACUUUUGAACACCUAAUCAUGAUGUGCUUAGAUGCUGGCAAUUUUGAAUCGGCGUACAGGUACUACCAGGAUUUGGUGGCGCGAGGGUUCCGUCCCGAUGCAUACACUCGCCAACAGAUCAAGAGCGUAUGCUCCGAGUCCAACGAUCAAUUUGCGAUUCGAUUGAGAAACGAUCCACAGAUGCAGGAUGACCCAACGGAGGAUCUCAUUGAGCGCCAUGAGGGAGCUUCAGACCAGUCGGUUUUCAUCAGAAAGAUAGGGUCCGAGACGCCUCCAAGAUAUGCAGACCGCUCCGAGCGUCGCAUGCGGGAGCCUCCCAUGCGGGUGCUUCUGUCAAAGGAAGCCCGUCGAGCGGCGAGCAAGGAGAGACGAAAGAGGAAGCGAAGACGCUUGGCGAUGGCCAAGGCCCAAGAAGAGGAGGGCUGGAUGGACUAUGAGCCAGGGGGCCUGGUGCCGGAAGAUCAGUUGAAGCCUGAUGAGACGCAAACCAGCUAG